AUGAAUCAUGCAUCUGGAGCGGAGCGUGAGGAAGAAGAAAAGACAGUCUAUAAAAGCAACAAAAGAGGAGGUCAGGAGUGUGAGGAGAUGGAGGGCUCCUGCUCACAGCAGAAGGACCCUCUUCCACUGGACCUGAUCCUGUUUGUGAAUCCACAGCUCGUCACGGUCUCAGAGCCCGCUGUGUUCGCCGCUCGCUCCGCCGCCACCUCCUCAUAA
Messenger RNA from Knipowitschia caucasica, 216 nucleotides. Lineage: Eukaryota; Metazoa; Chordata; Actinopteri; Gobiiformes; Gobiidae. The record is from the annotation of a GenBank genome assembly.